Molecule: messenger RNA, 1239 nt
Organism: Fraxinus pennsylvanica
Lineage: Eukaryota; Viridiplantae; Streptophyta; Magnoliopsida; Lamiales; Oleaceae
Source: the annotation of a GenBank genome assembly
AUGGAAGCAUUUCCACAAAAGAUUGCAAUAUUUCAUAUAUUUCUAGGAUCCUUUCUGACUUUAUCAGGUUUUGGUUAUGUAAGACUAGUAGAUUCCCUCGGCAUUAAUUAUGGUCAAGUGGGAAACAAUUUACCACCCCCUGAUAAAGUUCUUGAGCUCCUGCACUCACUUAGGAUAACAAAAGCCCGAAUUUACGACACAAAUCCUCAAGUUUUGACAGCAUUUGCCAACUCCAACAUAGAACUCCUCGUGACAGUUGAAAACCAAGUGUUAACAACCUUAAUAGAUCAACAACAAGCACUUCAAUGGGUAGGAACCCAUAUUAGGCCUUAUUUUCCGGCCACGAGGAUCACCGGAAUCGCUGUCGGAAACGAACUUUUCACCGGCCAUGACACGACACUAAUAACUAACGUCGUACCAGCCAUGGUGAGCAUUCAUGCAGCUUUAGUGAAAUUAGGGUUAGAUCAAUACAUUCAGGUUACAACAUCCCAUUCUUUAGCAGUUCUUGCGGCAUCAUAUCCACCUUCAGCCGGAAGUUUCCAAUCCGAACUCACCGGCAUAAUGACGCAAAUUUUAAAGUUUUUGGCAGAUACAAAGGCACCAUUUUUGAUCGAUGCCUACCCUUAUUUUGCAUAUAAAGAUGAUCCCAAGAGGAUUCCUAUAGACUAUGCAUUGUUCAACCGUAAUCCUGGAAUGGUUGAUCCUUACACAAAACUACAUUAUGACAACAUGCUGUAUGCUCAAGUGGAUGCAGUGAUAUUUGCCAUGGCUAGAUUAGGGUUUAAAGGGAUUGAAGUUACGGUUUCAGAAACAGGGUGGCCAUCAAAGGGUGAUCCAGAUGAAAUCGGGGCGACAGUCCAAAAUGCCGGUAUAUACAAUCGGAAUUUGAUGAGAAGGCAGUUGAGAAAUGAGGGGACACCAUUAAGGCCUAACAUGAGACUUGAAAUUUAUGUUUUUGCAUUGUUUAAUGAAGACAUGAAGCCCGGCCCUACAUCUGAGAGAAACUAUGGGAUCUUCCAGCCCGAUGGAACGAUGGUAUACGAUGUCGGGAUUUCUGCCUUAUCUACUUCCUCAACUUCAACUUCAACCUCAACCUCAACCUCAACUUCAACUUCAACUUCAUCUACGUCUAUUUUCCUAACUUCAAAUGCCACCCAGGUUAAUCAGAAGGGAGUGGGAUAUAAAAGCUUGAUGUACUCAAUAUUUCUAUAUUUGCUGGCCUUUCAAGUUUUUUAUUAG